UAGCCUCCUUCCUUAGCUCUAGCGCCGGCCUCCCGCGGGUCUUCUCCACUCUAUGGUGCACGUACCACCUGUGCCCGGCAGUUUGCACGGCGUCUCUCCAUUAGACCUUGGGGGGAGGAGGGGCCGACGGGCCUCCGGAGGGGCGCAGAGUCCAAGGCACUUUCCCCUCGGGGGCGGAUCCCGCACCGCCCCUCCGCUCGGCCCUCCCGCCGCGGUCAGCCAGCCUAGGCGGCAGCAGCGCGCCCCGCAGCCGAACCGCCGCGCAGGCCUGCGCUCUCUCCGGCUCUUAGCACGUGCCGCGCGGGGCGGAGGCGAAGGCGGGGCCGGAGCUGGCGGGCGGCCGGAGGAGCGGCGCGGGCGGACUGGGAGGAUGGCGGCUGCCGCGGGGGACGCGCGCAUGGUGCUGGUGUACGGAGGCAGAGGCGCGCUGGGCACCAAAUGCGUGCAGGCUUUCCGAGCCAAAAACUGGGUAACCGCGGGCAUUGACGUGGUAGAAAAUGAAGAAGCCAACGCCAGCGUGGUUGUCAAAAUGACCGACUCCUUCACUGAGCAAGCUGACCAGGUGACUGCUGAUGUUGGGAAGCUUUUGGGUGAGAAGAAGGUGGAUGCAAUUCUUUGUGUGGCUGGAGGAUGGGCAGGAGGGAGUGCCAAAGCUAAAUCUCUCUAUAAAAACUGUGACUUAAUGUGGAAACAGAGCAUGUGGACCUCAACCAUCUCUAGUCACCUGGCAACCAAACACCUCAAGGAUGGAGGCCUUCUGACUUUGGCCGGAGCCAAGGCUGCUUUAGAUGGAACGCCAGGAAUGAUUGGCUACGGCAUGGCCAAGGGAGCGGUCCAUCAGCUGUGUCAGAGCCUGGCUGGGGAGAACAGCGGCAUGCCGCCGGGUUCCGCUGCCAUCGCUGUGCUUCCGGUUACCCUGGAGACGCCUAUGAACAGGAAAUCAAUGCCUGAUGCAGUUGGCGCCUGGACCCCAUUAGAAUUCCUUGUUGAAACCUUUCACAACUGGAUCACUGGAAAAAACAGGCCAAGCUCCGGAAGCCUAAUCCAGGUGGUAACCACGGGAGGGAAGACUGAGCUGACACCGGCUUACUUUUAAUAAGUCACCUAAGAUCGCAGCACCAGAAGAAAGAACUAACAGAAUCCUAAUGCUCAGUGUACAUGUUUUCUGGCAAAUCUAUAAUGCCCCUUAACAGUGCCAGGUAGAGAUCAGUAUGUCUCAUUCGUUUAAUGUUUCUGUCUCCUUUUCAAAAGUAUCAGCUGUUUAUUUGAAAGAAAUAAAGGAUUACAAGGGUGAAGACCCCCAAGGAGAGGGGGAUGCUCAGAGAUGUCAUCUCUGACUUGUUUGGUGACCUUGUUUGGUGUCCUCUGGGGCCCUGGUCAUAACCUGUGCUUUGUGUCUCUUCUGUCCAGUUUCUUGCAGUAGCUUCUCCUCUUCACUACCUGAGUGAUGUGUUGCAUUGGUGUGUGCUGGUCAUUUUUUUUUAUUGUCAAGAUACUGUUUGAUCCGGUAUUUGUGUAAUG
This is a messenger RNA of Trichosurus vulpecula (common brushtail), 1521 nucleotides long. It is a transcript of the gene QDPR, whose product is annotated as quinoid dihydropteridine reductase. Gene Ontology annotation, molecular function: NADPH binding; NADH binding; 6,7-dihydropteridine reductase activity. Lineage: Eukaryota; Metazoa; Chordata; Mammalia; Diprotodontia; Phalangeridae. Gene Ontology annotation, biological process: L-phenylalanine catabolic process; tetrahydrobiopterin biosynthetic process. Gene Ontology annotation, cellular component: cytoplasm. The record is from RefSeq and is a predicted model, not a curated record.